Molecule: messenger RNA, 3573 nt
Organism: Aricia agestis (brown argus)
Lineage: Eukaryota; Metazoa; Arthropoda; Insecta; Lepidoptera; Lycaenidae
Gene: Hmt-1
Product: ATP-binding cassette sub-family B member 6
Exons: 17
Coding region: 157-2700 (847 amino acids)
Biological process (GO): heme transport; transmembrane transport
Cellular component (GO): membrane
Molecular function (GO): ABC-type heme transporter activity; ATP hydrolysis activity; heme binding
Source: RefSeq, a predicted model, not a curated record
CCGGUGCUUACAAAUCAAGAAAUGAAAAUUGCGAUGAUUUGAUAAUAAUUUUUAGAAUUGCAGCAGCAUCUAUUCGUACUUUAUCAGUACUUACCAAUCUUGAGGUAUUCCGGGCUUAACAUCAAGUGCUUAUGAUAUUCGGUGGAAAACGAUAAAAUGAGGUACUGUCCGCCAAAUAUAACCCUGUCAGAAAUAUGGGUAGACCAUGGGAUCUCGCAGUGUUUUAUGGAAACAGUUUCUGCUGGAGUCAUUGGAACAUUUAUUGUUGUAUUUGGUACUAUCCAACUGGUUAUGUACAAGAGGUAUGCAACGUCGUGUGAUACCUAUUUAAGUGGGUUAGGUGCUUUCCAAGUAGUGUUUAUGCUAUUAGCUGUACCUUUGCUUACUAUUGUGAGGUUCCUGUUGCAAGCUUUCCUGUUUAAAGAUGGUCAUAUUUAUGGAUAUAUGAUAGUUACAUUAGUGGUGAAUCUAAUUAUUUUCCCACUAUCAACAUAUAUAGCAGCAAUAGAAUUUAAGUACCUGCUACCAUCUUUACCACCAAAUGGUCAUGGAUUUGUGCUCCUGGUGUUUUGGGCGAUGCUGUUUAUUGCUGAAAAUUUAUCAUUUUUAAAUUUAAAUAAGGAUGGAUGGUGGUGGCAUCUUAACGACUUACAAGAUCGGUUAGAAAUGGCACUGUUCGUAAGCCGCUACAUAUCAUGCAUGAUAAUAUUUAUACUGGGGAUGAAAGCGCCGCUUAUAAGACAUCGUUUUGAAGAAUUAGAAGCCGAAGAUGGCAACAGAGUUAAUUCGCCAAGGGAAGAACACAGAUCGACUUUUAGAAAUGUAUUCAGUAAGCUGAGGACGUUGCUGCCUUUCCUGUGGCCGAAGAAGAGUCUGUGCCUGCAAGUUUACGUAUUCAUCUGCAUACUGCUGCUGGCAGCCGGCAGAGCCAUCAAUUUAUAUGUACAGAUAUACACAAAAUUAAUCGUAAACAGUAUAACGAUAGCGCCGCUGUCGUUCAGAUGGGACCUCGUUGUGUUGUACGUGCUGUUCAAGUUCCUCCAGGGCGGCGGCACGGGCGGUAUGGGGCUGCUCAACAAUCUCAGAUCCUUCCUCUGGAUCAAAGUGCAACAGUACACGACUAGGGAACUGCAACUGGAACUGUUCAAACACCUCCACGAUUUGCCGCUGAAAUGGCAUCUCUCUCGCAAGACGGGCGAGGUGCUGCGAGUGAUGGACCGCGGCACGGACUCCAUAGACAACCUCCUCUCUUACAUCCUGUUCUCUAUAACACCGACGAUUAUUGAUAUCAUCGUGGCGGUGGUUUACUUCGUGACAGCUUUCAACGCGUGGUUCGGACUGAUCGUGUUCACGACGAUGCUGCUUUAUAUAGUGGCGACAAUCGCGGUGACGGAGUGGCGGACGAAGUUCCAGCGGCGCAUGAACUUGGCUGACAACGAACAGAAGGCGCGCUCCGUCGACUCGCUGCUCAACUACGAGACCGUCAAGUAUUACGGCGCAGAGGGGUACGAGGUCGACUCGUAUGGGGACGCCAUUGUUAGAUACCAGAAAGAAGAAUUUAAGACUUUGCUCACCCUUAGCAUGCUGAAUACGAUUCAGAAUGUAAUUAUUUGUACCGGCUUAUUGGCCGGUUCCCUGCUGGCCGUGUCCAUGGUGGUGCGAACACACGAGCUCACUGUCGGCGACUACAUUCUCUUCGCUUCUUACAUAGUACAGCUGUAUGUGCCUUUGAACUGGUUCGGGACGUAUUAUAGAGCUAUACAGAAGAACUUCGUGGACAUGGAGAACAUGUUCGACCUGAUGCGAGUCGACUGUGACGUCACGGACGCGAAGGGCGCCCCGCCGCUCUCGAUGCGGCGCGGCGAGAUCGAGUUCAAGAACGUCAGCUUCGGCUACGGCCCCGAGCGGCUCGUGCUCAACGACAUCAGCUUUAGGGUCGCGCCUGGAUCUACUGUGGCCCUGGUCGGUCCAUCCGGAGCGGGCAAGUCCACAAUAAUGCGUCUGCUGUUCCGCUUCUACGACGUGAACGAGGGCGCCGUGCUGGUGGACGGGCAGGACGUGCGGUCCGUCACGCAGAGCUCGCUCCGGGCAAACAUCGGCGUCGUGCCCCAGGACACCGUGCUGUUUAACAACACUGUCAGGUACAACAUCCAAUAUGGGCGACUGGGUGCGUCGGACGCCGACGUCAUAGCCGCCGCCAAGAACGCCGACAUACACGACAGAAUACUCACGUUCCCUGACGCUUACGACACGAUGGUGGGCGAGCGCGGUCUGCGGCUGAGCGGCGGCGAGAAGCAGCGGAUAGCGAUCGCGCGGACGCUGCUCAAGGACCCCGCGAUAGUGCUGCUGGACGAGGCCACGUCCGCGCUCGACACCCACACCGAGCGGAACAUACAGGCGGCGCUGGCUCGCGUAUGCUCCAACCGCACGACGCUGAUCAUCGCGCACCGACUGUCCACAAUCACGCACGCCGACGAGAUACUCGUCCUUAAAGAUGGCGAGAUCAUAGAGCAGGGCGACCACGAAAAAUUGGCCGCGAGGAGCGGCGGUUUCUACGCAUCGAUGUGGAAGCAGCAACUCGAGUCGGAGCGGCACGACGAUACCAGCGGCGACAGUCGCGCGCCCGCACCGCAGCCGCAACAGAACGGCAUGAACGCGUUCGGGCACGGGCACGGACAUGGGUUUGGACAUGGCCACUAAAUUUGAUAGAUUGUGAAUUUUUACCUCAGUUGAUAAGGCAAAUGUCGAUGUUUUUGUCGAUAUAGUACGGAUAUUCGAAUAAAAAGAGUGUGGCGUCCCCUAAUGUUUUUUGUUGUUUAAUAUUAGAUGUAACAAUUCACAGUGUAAAUAUAUAAUAUCACGUCUUACAACAACAAAUAUUACGUAUGUUUGAAAAUAUAUAUUUUUUAAUUCUGUAAUAUGGUGUGCUACGUUCAUUGUUGCAUUAAAAUAUUCUAGUAAAUUGACGCCACACGCUCGUUUCUCUAGCGAUAGCUAGCAUGACUGGUUGUGUGUAAGGGGGCGUUCAUAAAUUACGUAAGAUCUCACUUUGAGAGGGAGGGGGGGGGGGGGAUUCUCAGUUAAUGUCACGUGAUUUGUUCAAAAAUUCUUGCAAAAGGUCUUAAGUGAUUUAUGGAGCUAAAUAUAGAUAGAAGGGAGAUGUAGAUAUUGAUAGAACAGAUGUGUACUAAUUCAUAAUUAGGCAGACCUAUUAGGAUGUUUGCAAAUGCAUAAAAUUGUCACGGGGGGCGUGGAUGCAACACUUUUACUUAAAAUUGUACCAGAGAUUACCUUUAAUUGGCCACAUUAUGAUUGUUAAAUGACUUUUACAAAACAAGUGUAUGUGAAAAAGCUCUCCCUCGAGUUACACUUUACAAGACAGCUGCGGCAGCCUUGUAGGUCUGUAUAACACAAACAAAUAAUGUUGACAGUAGCCAACCUGGUUAUGUAUUCAAUUACCUGAUAGUACAAUGUAAUUUUAUAGGCGAUCUAAGGGUACCUAAAUGUCCGUUGAGAUCAGAAAUUCUGAAUCUGUGUGCAAUUUCAGUGAUAAUAAAUUGUUCUUUUUAAUAA